Molecule: messenger RNA, 2292 nt
Organism: Anoplophora glabripennis (Asian longhorned beetle)
Lineage: Eukaryota; Metazoa; Arthropoda; Insecta; Coleoptera; Cerambycidae
Product: protein borderless
Exons: 9
Coding region: 140-2131 (663 amino acids)
Biological process (GO): dendrite self-avoidance; homophilic cell-cell adhesion; axon guidance
Cellular component (GO): axon; plasma membrane
Molecular function (GO): cell-cell adhesion mediator activity
Source: RefSeq, a predicted model, not a curated record
AGUCUGUCCAGUGUUAUGAUUGUGUCCAGUGUACUGUAUGAUAGUGUACACACAUCGAUACUAUAAUCUGUAGUGUCAUUAGUAUUCACCAUCGCGCCUGCAGCUAGGAUUCGGAUUCGAUUGAAUUCAAAACGAAAAAAUGUUAAGUAAAGCGAGUGGGGUGAGUUUUGUGGCGUUUGUUUUGGUGUUGGUGGCGGAGUGUUACUAUUUGGAGGACAACAAUCCGAAGUACCUUACCGCCGCUGUGGGGGACUAUAUCAUUCUGAAUUGUGAGGUAGAUUUCCCACAGAAUUUUCCUAUACCAUAUAUGGUUCUCUGGAGAAGAGGGGGCGAAGUAAUUUAUUCGUGGGAAGACGACGUCUACACCGAAUCGGACGAAUACUUGGGUCGAAUAAGCCCACUCAAUAAACAGCCCCAUCUCUACGGAAAGGCGUCCAUCAAUUUAACAUCAAUUAGGGAAUCCGACGUCGGAUGGUUCGAGUGCAGAAUCAUCUUCCCCAACAGGAUGCCGCCCUGGAGGAACAACGGCACGUGGUACCACCUCACAGUCAGUGGUGGGAACCUCCUGGCGAUCCCUCCGAUUAACAAAACCGUCCUGGAAGGAGAGGAAGUCGAAUUUAACUGCAUCACGAAGGAUUAUAAUAUAAAAGUAGAAUGGUUCAAGGACAGUAUACCCCUAAAUGAAUAUCACGAUCUAAUGACCAGGUCUUGGAUAACCAAGGAUAAUACGCUUGUUAUCCGUCCCACUGAUUCUGGAGAUUAUGGAGAGUACGAAUGCGAAGCUUCUAACGGCGAGGGGGAAAAACAAAUGGCAAGGGCUUUUCUUAAUGUUCAGUAUAAAGCCAAAGUGAUGUAUGCACCUCCUGAAAUACAUCUGCCAUUUGGCAGACCUGCUCUUAUAGACUGCCACUUUCGGGCUAAUCCGCCUCUAACCAACUUAAGGUGGGAGAAGGAUGGUUUCCUCUUCGAUCCCUACAAUAUUCAAGGCGUCUUCUACAGACGAAACGGCAGCCUCUAUUUCAGCAAGGUCGACGAAAGCCACACCGGAACCUAUACUUGUACCCCUUACAAUGAGUUAGGAACUGCAGGUCCAUCCCCAAAUAUGCAUGUAACAGUCCAAAGGGCUCCAAUUUUUGUGCGGAUACCGCAUAACCUGUAUCUAAAGAAAUUAGGAGAAACAAUAGAGAUGCCAUGUGACGCUAGAGAUGGCGACAAUGGACACAGGCCGAUUAUCGUUUGGUACAAGAAAGACGGCAAGUCACUUCCAAUGGGUCGCUAUUCAAUUAGAGAUGGGAAUCUAACCAUAAAUGAUAUCCAAACUGAAGACAGAGGUGUAUACCAGUGCUCGGCUACAAAUAAGGCAGCCACAAUCACAGCAGAGACAGAACUUCUCGUGGAAAAUAUACCAUCCAGCGCACCGUACAACAUAACAGCUGUUUCAUCUACCACUUCUGUUCAUCUUACUUGGUUGAUAGGCAGAGAAAGAGCUAAUGUGGAUUAUAAUAUUUGGUAUAAGAAGAGAGGGCAAGAUGAGUGGAAGUCGUACCGAGUGCCUUCGACUAAGGUUUUGGAAGCUACUGUUACUAACCUUACACCAGGUAUGGAGUAUGAGUUUAUGGUGCUCUCUAAAGGUGACGACGACGAAGGUCUUUUCAGCAAGGCUAUACGGGUGUGGACCAAAAACACAGAGGGUGAAAGAGAUAGAAUCAGGAGACCCUUCACCCCCGUAGGAUACCCCACAAAUGUGACGGUACACCCCACGGAUAACGGAUUGAUGAUUUCUUGGCUACCACCUGAAUAUGGAUUGGAAUAUUUGAAGAAGUAUAUCGUAAGGUGGAGUCAGGGGCCGGAUGAGUAUAUUUUUGGAUCUGGAGAAACGAAAAAUACUUCCUAUUUAAUCACUAAUUUAUCAGAAGGCAAUGAGUACGACAUCCAAGUUAUAGCGUUAUCCUUGGACGACCAACAAGCAAUAAGCGACAAAGUCAGGGCCGUUUUCCCAGGAUUCAAGAGUAUAAGGGCCGUAUCCACGGGAAUCAUAGCGGGAUUAGCAUUUCUAGCGACCGCUUUUAUAGCCGUUUACUAUGUUAAAAAGAAGUGGUGCAGAACUUACCAGGGGAAUAGUAAGAAUUAAUGUGUGUGAAGGACCUAUCUGUUCGUAUAAUUGUAACUUUUUGAAAAUGUAUUAAAAAUUCAGUUUUAAAUUUGUUUUGUGUACAGAAUGCCGUGUAUAAAAUUAGCAGUUACUGUUAAAUAGCGUAUAUUUUUAAAAUUGAAAAUAAAUUAUUUUUAGUA